This is a messenger RNA of Schizophyllum commune H4-8, 3079 nucleotides long. RefSeq lists its product as uncharacterized. Lineage: Eukaryota; Fungi; Basidiomycota; Agaricomycetes; Agaricales; Schizophyllaceae. Gene Ontology annotation, molecular function: allantoinase activity. Gene Ontology annotation, biological process: purine nucleobase catabolic process. The transcript has 18 exons. The record is from RefSeq and is a predicted model, not a curated record. Gene Ontology annotation, cellular component: cytoplasm. The coding region runs from base 43 to 2853 and encodes 936 amino acids.
CGCGUGCCAGUGCCAGGUACGCGCCUCUUGCCUCUGACUAUCAUGGGCGUCCCCGAGCUCGGCGCGCCUGCAACGAGCAGCUCGCGCGUCACCCGCGCGCGACGUCUUACGGCGUUCUGCUUCGCCGCCAUCUGCCUCUCGUUCUUCGUCCCGGUCUUCCUCCUCGACGCGUUCGAUGAGGACGUGCCUCAGCGGCUUCCCAUUCAUGCAGAGGAGACGUUCAACAGAUGCCGCAACUUGCACACGAAGCCGGGUCCGCCCCCGGACUUCAACCUUCGCACGGAGUCGGAUCGUUACGUCCCUGGGACUAAGGCUACGUUCAUUAGGAAUGCAACUAUCUGGACGGGACGCGUCGAUGGUCUCGAGAUCAUCAAGGGGGACUUGCUCUUGGACAAGGGUCUAGUGAAGGGCUUGGGUGUCGUGGACCCGAAGGUCCUCUCGGAGUAUGCAGCCGAUGCUCUGAACACCGUCGAUGCCGGUGGGGCUUGGGUUUCCCCUGGCAUCAUCGACAUGCAUAGCCAUCUUGGCGUCGAUAGCGCGCCCGAGCUUCAGGGCGGCGACGACACCAACUCCCUCAAGGGUCUCGUCCUCCCCUGGCUCCGCAGCCUCGACGGCCUAAACACUCACGACGACGCGUACAAGCUCUCCAUCUCAGGCGGGCUUACCACCGCUGUCGUGCUUCCCGGCUCGGCUGACGCGAUUGGCGGUCAGGCGUUCGUGAUCAAGCUGCGGCCUACGGAGGAGCGCUCCCCGUCGUCAAUGCUGCUGGAGCCCCCCUUCACUCUGAAUGGCACCGAUGUGGACCCCAGCCUGCCGCCGCGCUGGCGACAGAUGAAGCACGCUUGUGGCGAGAACCCAAGUCGCGUGUAUUCCGGCACCCGCAUGGAUACCAUCUGGGCCUUCCGCCAAGGCUACGAGACCGCUCGCAAGAUUAAGGAGAGUCAGGACCAAUACUGCGAGAAGGCCCUCGCGGGUCAAUGGCACGGGCUUGGCGAGUAUCCGGAGGAUCUCCAGUGGGAGGCUCUCGUCGACGUUUUGCGUGGACGCGUUAAGGUCCACAACCACUGCUACGAAGCCGUCGAUCUCGAUGGCAUGGUUCGGAUCACCAACGAGUUCAAGUUCCACAUCGCGGCCUUCCACCACGCGCAUGAGACGUAUCUGGUCCCCGACUUGUUGAAGAAGAUGUAUGGCGGCCCUCCCGCCGUCGCCCUCUUCGCGACGAAUGCGAGGUACAAGCGCGAGGCUUACCGCGGCUCUGAGUUCGCGCCUCGCAUUCUGGCUGAGAACGGUAUCAAUGUCGUCAUGAAGAGCGACCACCCUGUGUUGAACUCGAGGCACCUGCUGUACGAGGCGCAGCAAGCGCACUACUAUGGUUUGCCGGCAGAGAUUGCGCUUCGCGCGGUCACGACGACGCCCGCGAUCAUCAUGGGCCAGGAUCAUAGGAUUGGUAUUGUGCGUGAAGGCUACGACGCCGACAUCGUCCUCUGGGACUCCCACCCCCUCGCCCUCGGCGCCGCCCCCCAGCAAGUCUGGAUCGACGGCAUCCCGCAGCUCGAGACACCGCACGUCGCAAAGAAGCCAGAGGCCUUCCAACAUGUGCCGAAGACGCCGGACUUCGAGAAGGAGAAGGAUGCGGCAGUCGAGUAUGAGGGGCUGCCGCCGCUUGAGCCGAGGAAGACGAUGUCGACUGUGGUGUUUACGAAUGUCACGAGCGUGUUCCUCCGGGAGAACAGCAAGGUCACGCAGGCGGUGCUUCCGAGCGCGCAAGUUAACGUGGUCGUGAAGGACGGCAAGCUUGUCUGUUACGCAUGCGAGGUUGAGGACAGCUUCGAGGGCGCGGAGUAUGUGAACUUGCAGGGAGGUUCUGUCGCUCCUGCGCUCAUCUCGUACGGAUCGCCGCUGGGGCUGGAACAUAUUGCCGCCGAAGAUUCCACGGCAGACGGCGCUGUGGGCGACCCGCUGACCGCGAAGCAGCCCUCAAUCCUGGGCGGUGAUGGCGCGCUCAUCCGCGCGGUCGACGGCCUGCAGUACACGACGCGGGAUGCGCUCAUCGCCAACCGCGCCGGCGUCACAACUGGGGUCGUCGCGCCCACGUCGUACGGCUUCCUGAGCGGCCUGAGCACCGCCUUCUCGACAGGCGCCGCGCACAAGCUGGAGAGCGGCGCGGUUGUGAAGCCCAUCACAGCCCUGCACGUUGCGAUCAGCCUGGGCUCGUCAACGAGCGUGAGCACGCAGAUUGCGGCGCUGCGCAAGCUGCUGCUCGGCGGGGGUGAGGGCGAGGUUGCGCUGGCUUUCAGGGAUGUUGUCGAUGGCGUGCUCCCGUUGGUUGUCGAUGUGCACAGCGCCGAUGUCAUUGCCUCCCUCAUCUUACUGAAGGCGGAGAUCGAGCGCGAGAAGAACACGCGGAUACAGCUCACCCUAUCCGGCGCGACUGAGGCCCACUUGCUCGCGAAGGAGAUCAGCGAGGCCAACAUCGGGGUCAUCAUCAACCCGUCUAGGCCCUUCCCUGGUUCAUGGGAAUCGCGUAGAAUUCUCCCUGGCCCGCCGCUUACGGAGUACAACGCGCCCGGGAAGCUGCUCGAACACAACGUGACCGUUGGUAUCGGCAUCCAGGAGCCCUGGAGCGCGCGCAACACGCGGUUCGAUGUCGCUUGGGCCGCACUGGAGAUGCCGGAGGAGAUAUCGAAGGCGGACGCAAUUGCGCUCGCGUCUACCAAUCUGGAGAAGCUGCUGGGAUUGCCGGCGGAGGACGGCGACCUCGUCUUGACGGCCGGGGGCGAUCUGCUGUCCAUGGAGAGCAAGGUGGCGGGUAUUGUAUCGCCCAGGAGGGGUGUCGUGGAAUUGUUGGAUUAGGGCCUCGAGUUGUAACUACCAAUGCUGACUGGUUCGAGCAGUGUCAUACACGAGUGAACAGCACCGCCGACUCCUUGACUGACGACCCCAGCACGCCUGAUACACGCGGUUUCUUCAUGUCGCUUGCCCGCUGUGAUAAGCCGUGAUAACGGGAUCAAGCACACGUGUUGUUGAUCCACGGGACCUAUUUCUGCUUCCGUUUGCAUUUGUUUCCGUAUGUUUGCGC